CAAUGACACUUCAUAGUGCGGGUAGUUGGGGUUAGGGUUAGGACUCGAUCUGUUCACUUUUCUUCUAAACUUUCCACCCUUCCUGUAGCGGCUCUCUGGUGUCUCCGAUGUCGUAAUUUCUGGUCUCAUCACAAGUCUACACUGCUCCUAAUGGAUAAAUGCAUACUGCAUCUCAGGGACGCAUAGCAUUCAUUUCUGAGGAAGUACACAACCAACGCUCGACACCGCCGCAGGAUACGCAAGGCUGAUGUCAUGCCAAGUUAAAAGCGAGUAUGCUCAGGGCUUUAUAGUCCAUCAUCUGUGACUCUGCAGGCCAGUAACAGGAACGACAGAAGCAAUAUGACAUUUAACAAAAGUCAAAAUAUUGGGAAUAUUUCCACAAAGUAAAAGCUGCCCUCUCCACCGUCUUACUUGUUGAAUUAGCUCGCUACGCAUGCACGCUGACACAUGUGAAGGCCGACCUUCUGCUCAUGUGCAGAGAGCUGCUCAGAGGAAGAGAAGCAGAAACUGUAGACGCUUCCAGGAUUUCUUUUCUUGCAGCUUUUCUUCCCGUAACGAUUACUUUUAUGAAAAAGUAACUAUUAUUAGUCCUCUGGAAGAUAGAAAAAGGAAGCAGCACAUGGAGGGGAGAACUUUGACUUUUCUUUUCUUAUCAGGUCUGUAUUUCCUUCCUGUCUGUUUCCCUCGUCGCUACAUCCUCGUUAGAGAGGCAUUAAACUGGACUGAAGCUCAGAGAUACUGCAGAGAGAAGUUCAUAGACCUGGCCUCUGUGAGCAGCGAGCAGGAGUCAGAGCAGCUGCGGGAAGCUACAGAGGAACAUGAUGAGGGUCAUCUGUGGAUCGGACUGUACGAUGACAUCGACAGCUGGAGGUGGUCCCUGGAGGAGGAGGGAUACUAUGGAGAAGGAGAAGCCGAGUUCAGGAAGUGGGGUGGCUUGGAACCCAAUAACUUGAGGGGAAUCGAACACUGUGCAAUGAUGCAUAUCAGCGGCCUAUGGAAUGAUGCUCCUUGUGAUACAAAGAGAUGGUUUACAUGCUUUAAGGACUCCUCCUCCAGCUUCAUCUUAGUGAAUGAGUCAAAGACCUGGACGGAGGCUCAGAGAUACUGCCGAGAGCGCUACACUGACCUGGCCAGUGUGAGGAACCAAUCAGAGAACGACCAGAUCAAGGGGCUUUUGAAGAACAGUUACACCUGGAUCGGCCUCAACAGAGACUCGUGGAAGUGGUCUGAUGGGAGCCCCUAUUCCUUUACGAGUUGGAACAUUAAGAAACAGAUUGACCGUGUGGUUCCUCCCUGUGUGCGUCUACACAAAGGGCUUUGGCAUCGCUAUAGAUGUGAAAAAAAACACUUCUUUUUGUGUCAUUUUGAGCCGGUGAAGCCGCAGCGGGUGCUGAGGGUGAAAGUGACCCUAAAAGACUCGACUGUGAACCUGGAGGAGGCCGCAGAUGCCGUCUUGCUACAGUUCAGAGAGAGGCUGAAGGAGCACGGCCUGAGAGAAGACGUGAAGCUGACAUGGAGGAAGCAGCCGGAUGGAAAGAUCUUCAACCUGGAAAAAAGAGAGAAGAAGAAGAAGGAGGAGGAGGAGGAGCAGUUAAUCUGUCUCAGGUCUCAGUCUCUGGCCUUAGGUCUCAGGUCUCUGGUCUAA
Molecule: messenger RNA, 1645 nt
Organism: Labrus bergylta (ballan wrasse)
Lineage: Eukaryota; Metazoa; Chordata; Actinopteri; Labriformes; Labridae
Product: putative C-type lectin domain family 20 member A
Source: RefSeq, a predicted model, not a curated record